Anopheles moucheti is the source of this 1775-nucleotide messenger RNA. It is a transcript of the gene Rpt5, whose product is annotated as 26S proteasome regulatory subunit 6A-B. The record is from RefSeq and is a predicted model, not a curated record. The coding region runs from base 124 to 1410 and encodes 428 amino acids. The transcript has a single exon. Gene Ontology annotation, cellular component: proteasome regulatory particle, base subcomplex. Gene Ontology annotation, biological process: proteasome-mediated ubiquitin-dependent protein catabolic process. NCBI's taxonomy places the organism in Eukaryota, Metazoa, Arthropoda, Insecta, Diptera, Culicidae. Gene Ontology annotation, molecular function: ATP binding; ATP hydrolysis activity; proteasome-activating activity.
ACGGAUCAGUGAGUAGCUUUGCAGCACACAAGCAGAAUCAGACACAAAGGCACCGUAACUAAAUCGAAUCGUUUGGGCAACUCAUUCUUAACGCCACAAUCGUCAGUGAAACUAAUCGUAGCAAUGGCAGGAAAUUUGGAAGAUCGUGAAAUCUGGGAAGAUUCGGAGGAGGCGCUCGGUGAGGAGGUUCUCCGGAUGCCAACCGAUGAGCUGGUCAAUCGCACCCGGCUGAUGGACAACGAGAUCAAAAUAAUGAAAAGCGAGGUGGUCCGCAUCAAUCACGAGCUACAGACGCAGAAUGAGAAAAUUAAGGACAACACGGAGAAGAUAAAGGUGAACAAAACGCUGCCGUACUUGGUGUCGAACGUGAUCGAGCUGCUGGAUGUUGAUCCGCAGGAGGAGGAAGAUGACGGUGCGGUGGUGGUGCUGGAUUCGCAGCGGAAGGGCAAGUGUGCGGUUAUCAAAACGUCCACCCGUCAGACGUACUUUCUGCCGGUGAUUGGGCUGGUCGAUUCGGAGAAGUUGAAACCGGGUGAUCUGGUCGGGGUGAACAAAGACUCGUACCUGAUACUGGAAACGUUACCGGCCGAGUAUGAUGCGCGCGUGAAAGCGAUGGAAGUGGACGAACGGCCAACGGAACAGUACUCGGAUAUCGGAGGACUGGACAAGCAGAUACAGGAGCUGAUCGAAGCGGUCGUCCUGCCGAUGACGCACAAGGACAAGUUUAAGAACCUUGGCAUCCAUCCGCCGAAGGGUGUGCUGCUGUACGGACCGCCCGGUACGGGUAAAACGCUACUAGCCCGUGCCUGUGCCGCACAGACCAAAUCCACCUUUCUCAAGCUGGCCGGACCCCAGCUGGUACAGAUGUUCAUCGGUGACGGUGCGAAGCUGGUGCGGGAUGCGUUUGCACUAGCAAAAGAAAAAUCACCCGCCAUCAUCUUCAUCGACGAGUUGGACGCGAUCGGUACGAAGCGUUUCGACUCAGAGAAGGCUGGAGAUCGUGAGGUGCAGCGUACCAUGCUGGAGCUACUGAAUCAGCUCGAUGGGUUUAGUUCGACCGCCGACAUUAAGGUAAUUGCCGCCACGAACAGAGUGGACAUACUCGAUCCUGCUCUGUUGCGUUCCGGACGACUCGACCGAAAGAUUGAAUUUCCCCACCCGAACGAGGAAGCCCGGGCCCGUAUUAUGCAGAUUCAUUCCCGCAAGAUGAACGUCAGCCCGGACGUCAACUUUGAGGAGCUUGCCCGCUCGACGGACGACUUUAACGGUGCCCAGUGUAAGGCGGUGUGCGUGGAAGCCGGCAUGAUUGCACUACGCCGUUCGGCCGUGUCCGUCAUACACGAAGACUUCAUGGACGCGAUCAUGGAGGUGCAGUCGAAAAAGAAGGCCAAUCUGAAUUACUUUGCCUAAUCGAGCCAAUUUAGUUUUAACAUUUAAACUGUUUCUUUCCUUGCAUAAUUAAUCGUCGAGUUUUCAAAAUAAUCGUGAAAACUCGUGAAAAUAUAAUUGGUUUGAGAUUCAGUCACUUCGUUGGACUCACUCCUUAUGAAAUUUGUUUUUGCUGGCUUUGUGUAUUCUUUUUUUUUUUAAACAAUCCGUUCUCUAUAAAAUACCAACAGCACUGUAACAAAUAAUUAAAUUCUUAUUCUUUUCCACUUUGAUUAACUUGCAGUAUAAAGAAAUUGAAAUAAAGUAGUUGGAUGUGUAAGUUAAAACAUACAGAGGUGAAAGUAUUUCGGAGUAUACAAAAUACAACAGAUUAAAAACAAACCACA